GGAGCGGAACCCGGAUGAACUGUCAUGGCUGCCGUCACCGACCUGCCAGUCUAAAGAGAAAAAAGAGGAGCCUUUAUUCUAAAGCAUGGAGGUUGACCUGAUGACAUCAGAUGAUCCCCCUGAAAGCAAUGACCUGAGCCAGGAUGAUGACAACACCUCACUGGACCACACUUUGCCACUCGAGUUGGUACAUCAGCUUCCAGAGACUGCCUCUUGCAAUGAGCAUUGUGACCAAGAUGAAACACCCCCUGAGGAGUCAGCCACUGAUAAUCUUCACACAGACGGCAAAGCUUCUGGAAAGACUCCAUGUAAGAUGCAGCAGGGUGCAAUCUUCUCUGGAAAAAUACUGAGUUUUUGUUGCUCUGAAUGCAAAGACGACACCACUUACAGCCCCAACGACUUGCUGAAACAUUUUCAAGGAACGCACAAAGGGACUCUUCCAACAUAUCCUUGCGACCUGUGCUUGUUUGUCACCAAUGAAUUCUCAUCUCUUCAGCGACAUCGCAUCGGUCAUCGGAACACUUUGGUCACGUGUGAGAUUUGCAAUGAUGGAGUGCAGUAUUCGCUUCUUUUGCUCACCAGGCAUUUCACCAGCUGCCACAGCCGUAAUGGACAGUUUCGCUGUAAAAAGUGUGAGUUCUCCACCCGAGAUGCAGGAACCUUUGUUCAGCACAUCCAUCAUCACAACGAACGUAAUCACAAAUGCCCACAUGGUAGCCCCACACAAGAGCUUCAAAGGGGACAUUCUGGGACUUUUCCUUUCUCUUGUCAGAUUUGUGGCUAUAGCGCAGCUCGCAGAGAGUAUCUGAACAAACAUCUUACUGUGGCACAUGGUGAGGACAGUUCAUCUGGAUUAAAACUGUUGCUUAAAAAGUCUCCUCCAGUUGGAGCAUCUAGAGACUCUCAGUGGAUGUCAAAACUUAACUCAAUCCCUGGCGUAGGUCUACUUGAUCAUAACGGCAGGUUGUUUAACCCUGAAAAAACCUUGGAGGAGACCCAGCAGUUCCUUGAAAGAGCUGUUGGGGUUAAAAAAGAGAAUAUUAAAUGGACAAAGUCUCCGCUAAAAAGUGAGCCGCAAACUUUGCACCUCAUUCCAUCAACAACGCCACAACCAAAGUUACAAGAGCAUGAGAUUAGUCCAGGAAGUCCAGGACUUCUGAAUUCAACCAACAGCAAUGGACUGACUGUUCUUAUGGUGAAAAAUAAAAUUUCUAUUCCACCGAACUGCACCACUAAAGUCUUGGGCUUUAAGAUGGUGGAUGGUAAAAAACAUUUGGUUCUAAAAGUCAUACCGACAAAACAAGAGGACUCCACUGAUAAUGAGGUUUCUGAUUCACAUAUGGGUGACGAUGAAGAUAAAAUAACCAGCAGCCCCUGCUCUUCAUCCUCACCAAGCAUAGGAUCUCUCCUCAGUUUAGAGUCUGGAGAAUCAAAUGAGAUAUCUUCAAUAAAAGAUGAAUCACAAGAAGUUGAAAAUCUCCCCCUGAUAGAGGAGCACAAAGUUAGCUUUGAGAGUGCAAGUAAAGCAGGACAGGUUAAUAAUGAGGAUAAUGAAGUCUCACAUAGUGUUAAAGUACUGUCUACGGCAUCAAAAGAUGCUGUGCUUUCCAAUGGGAGCUCAUCACCUCAUCUUCAUGAGGUAUCUAGUGAGAAAUGCUCAACUGAUGAUAUCCAGACAGCCUGCACACUUCAGGUUUCAACUUCAGAGCUUUCUUCCACUGAUUCUGAGACUACUGAUUCAUCUAAAUAUGAGGCUACAGCGUCAGCCCCAGUUAUGAAUGAACCCUCAGGAUCACAGUCGUCUGCUGAUGAAACCACAUGUCCUGAUGCAGUUUCUGAUUCAAAAUCGAAUCCUGAAAUGUCUGUAGAAGGCAAGUCCACAAGCACUGAUAACCUGAAAUCUAAACUUCAAUCAAAACGAACUGUAGCAGCAUUUUCAGAGGAAUCUCUUAUUCAGGAACCAUGUGAGAAGAGCAUUGAACCAAACUCCCCUGUUGAAAGUACCAUCUUUGAUUUAGUGGUUAAAGAAGGGCAGGAUUCUGACAAAGUUGAGACUUUAUGUAAGGCGACUGACACCGCAAAAGUUGGGGAAAGCUCCCAGUGUUAUUCAAACGCUCAUUCUGACUCAAGUGAGACGCCAGCCUCAGACAGUAUUGUUGGAAAGUCCUCUGAAGUAACUAAAAAUGAAACCACAGAGGCAAAUGCGCAAAAUGAAACUAGUAAAAGUGCUGAAGCCAAAGAUCAUAACACAGAUGUUGAAAACAACUUUGUCAAUUCCCCAAGUCAAGAGGUCUUUAGUUUCCACAAUUAUUCUAAAGACACCUCCGGGAGCUCUCCUGAUUCAUUGCUGCCUGAAGAAGACUCGCCACAGGGGUUGGAGGAAGAAGAAUGCGAGGAGGAUUUUGGUGAUUGGAGCUUAACUCUUCCAGCAUCUCCUCCUCUUCCAAGUGAAGAAGAUAGCAAGGGAGUGGCUAAUGAGAGUGAUCUGGUCUCUGAAAGUGGAGAGAAAACAUUAGAGCGAGUGUCUGAUAGUGAUAUUGAGGUUGAUGAGUGCAUAGCUACUGUCGAUGACCCGCUCAUUCCUGUGCUUCCAGAAAAAGCAGUUUGUUCAUCAGCACCGGAGAAGAAACAGGAAGGCAACACUUCUGCAAGUGAGAACACAGCGCCAAGCUUGAACAACGCGGCUGUUUUGGGCAAGAUACUUGAAAAGCACUCAGAUGCCAUUAUCAGCCAGCAACUUGAGAAAGAAAGAAUGAGGUCUUCAGCAACAGCACAAGAAACUGUUAGGCCAACCAAAACCACACUUCGGAUCUUGCAGACACCUGAAGGAAAACAGCAGAUGUUUCUACAAACUACAGACACUCCAUAUCCUGUGCCAGUUCAGCUGAAAAGCGGAGCUGGGUUCAAGCUAAUUACAAAGUCCUGCUCUCCCAAAAUUAAUGUUUCUUAUGUAAAACCUGGGAUUGAGAUGGCCAGCAAGUCUACGGGAGUAGCUCUCACUUUAAAUGGAGGCCGAAUUGGCAUGUCUGCACAAAGUGCAAAUCUUGAAACUAAAGGUCAACCGUCUGCCCAGACAGCACCAAGUGGCAACCGCUACUUCGUCAAUGCUUCUGCUCUGAAAACAUCUCUUCUAUUAUCAGGUGCUGUCAAGUCCUCAUCUGGAGAACAGGUGACCAAUGUGCCACAGACUUGUUAUUUAGUUCAGAGACCACUACCGGUUACCCCGGUUAGUAGCGAGUCAAGUGGUUCAAGUUCUAAGACUGUGCUUGCAACUCGUCCUGUAUUGGCCAUGCCUGUGAAUGCGGCCGAUAAAACCAGUCCCUUGCAAGCUGGGAGACAAGCUUACUUGGUUAGAUACAUUUCUCCUGCUAAGUCAGGUAUACUUUUGAACAAUUCAGAUGGGAAAACUUUAAACCAGGGCAAGCAAGUAAACGAGGCUGGCAAAAACAGGGUUUUCCUCAAGAUACUUAGAGGUCCCAACGGGACCAGAUUUCUCUCCACUGCUCCAUACACCACAGCCAAAAAGUCAGUAUAUCUUGCCACAAGUUCUUUACAGUCGCCUUGUUUGUUAAUGUCCUCAAAUAAAUCUUUAACCAGCAUGUCGGCAGGUCUUCAAACCUCUACUAAUUCACAAGGUCUCGUUCAUAAACUCAUUCCCGCAUCCCAGCUUAAACAUAUUCUACCCCAGUCCAACAUUCAAAUCAAAAGCAGGGCUGAUCGCGAUGUAGCAUUACAGAAGUCGCCACUCGUUCCCUGUUGCAUCCGUCCACGAAGCCAAAGGAAACGAAGGCGAAAGGCUUUGUUUGAGGAAAUGCUGGAGAGCUCUUCCAAAAUGAGGAGAAUCUCCAGCAAGUCGUCGAUUGAGAAAGACGCUACCUCAAUUUGGGAGCCUGCUGCGAAGGAUGUCGUGAGAACGCUGAGGCUCUGUCCCUUUAGUCCACUUCAAGAAAUCAAAUGUCCCCGUCGAAACCAGCCCGUGGUGGUGCUAAACCAUCCGGAUGCAGACAUUCCCGAAGUCGCUAGCAUCAUGAGGUCAGUGAACAAAUACAAAGGUGAAGUUCUCAAGGUGGCACUGUCCCAAAAUACAGUUAAAGCCCUGUCUGAGUCUCCAAGGACACUUUCAAAGCAGAAUGCUUCCAGUGGUGAAAGGUCAAGGCCAGUAGGAGGUGCUGUUCAAGAGAGAUUCAUACUAAAACUAAAGUUAAAAAAGACUAGUAGAAAUAAAUAUGAGGUGGUGAGGUCCUCAUCUGCCGGUUCAGAGCAGCAGCCGACGUUUUGUUGCUGGUUUUGCGGCCGAGUUUUCAACAACCAGGAGAGGACUGGAUCGGCCAUGGUCAACGGCAUCUAAUGGAGGCAACAAGAGACUGGAAUAAGCUGUUCUAAUGCAACUACAGAGCCCCUGGACUGGGCCAAAUGACAUCCUUCAUUGUAGAAACAGAAGUUUUUGUAAUCUUUUCCUUUUUUUUAAAACAAAAUAGUACAGUAAGAUACAGUUAACCUGUUGAUAUUAUUUUUCCAUAGAUUUUUCUUCAGAAGCUUUUAAAGGGUAUAGUGUAAUAGAGAAGAGUUUGGUACCUGAAAGUUUGUAUGUAAAUAGUUUUCACCCUUGUAUAUUUAAAUGCAAACCCUUGAGUAUGUAUAGAACGGAACUGUGAAAACUGGACACACUGUAUGUUUAUGGUGCAAGCAAGAAAGAUCACUGGUAUAAGAUGGUGCUGUCUCUUAUAGACCUCUUUUAAUGCAGACAAUUGAACCGAUUUCUCAGGUAAUUCCAGAAUUUUUGAAUGAAUGAGUGAAUGGUCCAGUUUAUAACGAAGUAAUGUGUUUGAUUGUAGUUUUUAUGUACCGUUUAAGUUGGCUACAUAUGUCAUACCUACAUCAUUGAACCAAUUUUGAUUUCCAAUUAAUCUCAUUCAAGGCUUAGAUAUUGUGGAAAUGUUCAAAAAUGGAAUUUGAUAUGCAAAUUUUAAAGAGAUAGUUCACCUAAAACGAAAAUGCUCAUUUUCUCAGUCUCAUGUUGUUCUUGGGCCCCACUGAAUUUCAUUCUGUAAACAAAAAACAGACAUUUUUCAAAAUGUCAUCUUCAUCAUUCAGGUUUGAAGUGACAUGAGGGUGAGUUAGUGAUGACAAUUUUCAAUUAGCGCUGAACUAUCCCUUUAAGUAUUAUUUAGGAAUUGUGACACACGACAAACAAGCCCAACUGGUUCCUGUGGAAACCAUCCUGUUAAAAUGACGUGUCCUUUUUUGCCAUUAAUACGCUGUAUUUGUUCUCAAAGGGUCAGUUUCAUGUUUCGCUUGUACCAUGCAUCUCCCUUCAUUACGUCAAAUCAGACCCGGUGUCAUUUCAGUAGCAAUAAUGGACUUUAUAAUAAUAGUUGGGAUAUUUUUUUCUCUCUCUCUGUAAAGAUAUUCUGUAACUACAUCUGUUCUGGUGCUUUUUGAUGUCCUUUUCCACAUUUGAAAUGAAGUAAUGCACCUGUAAAUGUCUGUUAUGCUUUACUAAAAAAAAGAUAAAACAGGAUGUUUUGAGAUGCAAGCCAACAAACCUCAAAUAGCCAACCAAACACUAACUGUAUUUUCAUUUUCUGUGAUACUUGAGUGCCUCAUUCUGCCUCAAAGUUUUAACAAGAGGGUCUGUUUUUCAUGGUAAAGUCCAGAUUUGUAAGAUUCUUGUGUGCUUAGCAGAGUUCAAAGAUUAAGUUGUGACCAUUCAUCCUCGCUGCAUUGAUUUUUGUAUUUCGGCUGAUUUGGAAACAUUAAAAUUAGGAGGAUUUUUUUUCAGACGCUGUUCUCAUAUGAAGUCUUUUCAGUAUGGGUUUAUGUUCUGUAGAAACAAUUGGUUGAGAUCAGCUGUUUUCUCAGUUACAGCAUUCAAUAUAUCCUUUGCAUUAAAAGCACGGUUUCUAAGAAAUUUAAUACAACUGUUGUUUUAAACGUCAGCACUGUCAAGAGUGCUCAAUGGUGCUUUUGAAUCAAUGUCAGUCUGCUAAUUAUUUGGGUUUCUUUUAUAGAAUUUCUUUUUAAAUCUAGAUGAACUCCUCACAAGUGCUCCGAUCUGCCACAUUUAAGUCUCCCUGAGUGUUCUCUGUAAUUGUUAGGACAUAUAUAUAUAUAUAUAUAUAUAUAUAUUUAUUUAUUUGUUUUUGUCCAUUGAAGCUUUGAUGGCUGAGGGGUAAUAAUCCAUCCUUGAUUUAAGUAGUUAGUGUUCAGUGUUUUAUAGUUAAAUCAGUGAUUUUCCUGAAGCUUUACUUUCCCAUGUUUGGUCAGUUAACCUUUUUGGAACUAUUUGUUGGCCUAUACAGUUUUAUUUUCAAUAUUCACUCAGUAUGUUUGUCACCCUCUUUGUGGCAUGACAAUCACUGUUAUACAUGUGAAGUAGUGGAAUUGUUUAUGCAAACCAUAACAGCUCAAAUGGCCCAGCUUGAAACGAGUAAUGUCACGCCAUGAACGAGCAAAAAAAAAUGUCCUCACUCAGACACCUGUCAACCAAAUAAUGUUUGUCCUCAAGCAAAAAUGUCCUUCCUUCCUUGUUGUAAUGCCCAUGUCACACAGGUUUUAUUAUUGGGAUCUGAGAGACAAGUUUAUUUUUUUAUGCUAAGUGCCUAAAAUGUGAUGCACCAGGUUGACACUAUAUUGUACUGUAUUUACCUCCUUGCAGUUCCUUCUUUAAUAAAUGUAAAUACCUUUGA
This is a messenger RNA of Labeo rohita (rohu), 6689 nucleotides long. Its product is annotated as zinc finger protein 518A. The record is from RefSeq and is a predicted model, not a curated record. NCBI's taxonomy places the organism in Eukaryota, Metazoa, Chordata, Actinopteri, Cypriniformes, Cyprinidae. Gene Ontology annotation, biological process: regulation of transcription by RNA polymerase II. Gene Ontology annotation, cellular component: nucleus. Gene Ontology annotation, molecular function: DNA-binding transcription factor activity, RNA polymerase II-specific; RNA polymerase II transcription regulatory region sequence-specific DNA binding.